UUCAGGAACAAGAGAUGCCACCGGGGUUACGUUUACUGCCUUAUUCGAGGCCAUUAACUCCCACCCCAGAAGAAGGGAUGGAUCCCCCACGUCAAGAGAUUGGUACCCAACCCUUACCACCUCAUAAUGUGCAACUUGUGCAUGAGGUGACUGCAUCUAGUAGUGUUGCAUCACAUGACAGACGUGGUCGUGGUCCAACACGCGGCAUACAAACCCAACGCAUUGUCCAGAAAAAUGAAAAGAUGUUGGUUCCUGUACCUGAACAUUUCCGUGCGCCAGUGGGAGAUCAAGCCUCUAAGUUGGCCUCCAAGAUUGGCAUAGAGGAUCAGUUUGAUCUACAAGGCAAUCCGAGUGAUGUAGCAAGGACUUUAAACACACAGUUUGGUCGGCGAUUGAGUAGCUUCACCUAUAGGUUGCACAAACAAUACAAGCAACUUAAGGAUGCAAGAGGGGAGGAGUACGCGAGAAGCCACCCACCUACAAGUGUUACUCUUAAUCAAUGGACAUCUCUAAUUGACAAGAAGUGGAAUAGUAAAGAAUUCAUGGAACAAUCACUAACUAAUGUGAAUAAUAGGAUGCAAAUGAAAACAAAACAUAGAUGUGGAUCAAAAUCAAUCCCGGUUAGGGUGCACAACUCGAUAAUUGCAAAUGGAGAAGUUCCUGAUUUGCCAAAGUUUUACAAGUCCAUCCACUAUAAUUCGAACACACAUGAAUGGAUUUCGUCGGAGAGCCAAGCUAAUUAUGACAACAUGAUAAAGACGCAAGCCGAACACCUCUCGAAGACUGGUGUGAUCCCUUUAAGCUAA
This is a messenger RNA of Camellia sinensis, 806 nucleotides long. The record is from RefSeq and is a predicted model, not a curated record. NCBI's taxonomy places the organism in Eukaryota, Viridiplantae, Streptophyta, Magnoliopsida, Ericales, Theaceae.